Molecule: messenger RNA, 4059 nt
Organism: Paramormyrops kingsleyae
Lineage: Eukaryota; Metazoa; Chordata; Actinopteri; Osteoglossiformes; Mormyridae
Gene: afg1la
Product: AFG1 like ATPase a
Cellular component (GO): mitochondrion; cytoplasm
Molecular function (GO): ATP binding; ATP hydrolysis activity
Source: RefSeq, a predicted model, not a curated record
GAAUCAUUAGAACAAAAUGGCUGCGCGCAUGUCACCUUCGGCUUUAGCGGCAGUUAGAUUUUUGUUUAAACAAAAUGUGUUAUCGCAGACUAAAGUGUGGUGUACGGUUCAUGUUAACAACAUCAGAAGAGGCUACAUAGUACAAGUGGCAAGUGUACCCUCGCACACAGAUGACACCCUUAAAUACAGGCAAAUCAGUGAUUUCAGCGGACCAUUGCAACAUUACAUGAGUCUCGUUCGGGAUGGGACUCUCCGGGAGGACCAGCAGCAAAAAGCAGUGCUUAUGCGGCUUGAUGAAAUGCACGACGUGCUGAAAACGUACAGCAACAGCCCUACGUCAUUUCUGUCAAAGUUUUUUUCAAAGCCCAAACCUCCAAAAGGCUUCUACAUCUACGGUGAUGUUGGUACUGGGAAAACUAUGGUUAUGGACAUGUUCUUUUUGCAUGUAGAGAGUGAAAGGAAACAGCGGGUUCAUUUUCAUGGGUUCAUGUUGGAUGUACACAAAAGGAUACAUCGACUAAAGCAAAGCUUGCCAAAGAGGAAGGUGGGCAAAAUGGCCAAAUCCUAUGACCCAAUUGCACCUGUUGCCAUGGAAAUCAGUGAAGAAACCAGCCUAUUGUGCUUUGAUGAGUUUCAGGUGACAGACAUUGCAGAUGCCAUGAUUUUGAAACAGCUUUUUGAGAACCUGUUCAUGAACGGCGUGGUUGUGGUGGCCACAUCUAACCGUCCACCAGAAGACCUGUAUAAAAAUGGCCUACAAAGGGUUAAUUUUGUGCCUUUCAUCGCUGUGUUGAAGGAACACUGUCAGACGUUGCGCUUGGACUCUGGGAUUGACUACCGGAAAAGCAAUCAACCAGCUGCUGGGAAAUUAUUCUACCUCGCCAGUGAAGCUGACGUGGAGGCAGUGGUGGACAGGCUGUUUGACGAGCUGGCACAGAAGCAGAACGACAUUACUCGACCGCGAACGCUGAACGUUCAGGGUAGGAAGUUGAGGCUGAGUAAAGCCUGCGGGACCAUUGCAGACUGCACCUUUGAGGAGCUCUGCGACAGGCCGUUGGGUGCUAUUGACUAUCUGGAGAUAUCCAGGCUGUUUGAUACAGUCUUCAUACGCCACAUUCCCCUCCUGACGCUGCACAAGAAGACCCAAGCUAGACGCUUCAUAACCCUCAUCGACACCCUCUACGAGCAUAAGGUGCGGGUGGUGAUUCUGGCAGAGACGCCCCUGGAGAGCAUAUUUGUUCACGAUCAGCACAAUCACGACGACGAGCAUCACAGGAUUCUCAUGGAUGAUCUGGGAUUGACUGGGGAUUCCGCCAAAGACCUGGCCAUCUUCAGCGGGGAAGAGGAGGUCUUUGCUUUCCAGAGGACCGUGUCCCGUCUCACGGAGAUGCAGACGGAGAAAUACUGGAGCGAAGGAGAGAGGAAGGCCACGUAGCGAUUGGCUUAAAUCUCAACGAGUGUCUUCAAGUAAAACGAUUCAGUGGGACAAAGCGUUCAGUCAGCGCACAAUAUAUGUAAACUGGUCCAUAAUCGAACCUUUACUUGACAUGAAUUUUACGUGACUGCUGCACUUUGAUCCAUAUGCACUCAUGUACGGAUGAUUGUAUUACAUUCUAAAAGCUGCCUUUGAUCAGUUUUUGACCAUAUUGUAUAUGGGGCAGUACAUGAUAUGUAUUUGAUUAUCUUAAAUGAUUUUUUUUUUUACUUUUCAUGGUGGCUGGGAAGAGGUUUGUUGUUGGAGGGUAUAUUUGGGUAGCUAUUGACUCACCUCCAGCUUUGGAGGUUCAGUACUUGUCCGCUGAUCUGUACGUAUGGACGUGCAUUUUCUCCCAGUGUUGCAUGGCUUUUCAUGGGAUUUCAUCCUGCAGUCCAAUGUUGUGACUGAUAGUUUUGUAGUGCACAAUAUAGUGAAUGAAUUUUAUACUUGGGAAUUCGAACAGCACUACAAAAUGGCCAAUUCACUAUAUUGGGGACUAUAUGGUGGGUGUAUGGGUGAGUGUGUGUGUGUGUGUGUGUGUGUAUGUAUGUGUGUGCACCCUUGCAGUGAACUGUAAUGCUGCCUGAAGCGUGUUCCCCAGGACAGACUCCAGCCUCUCUACAGUCUUGUAUUGAGCAAGCAGUUAGAAGUUUGAUGGAUGUUAUUGUUGGUCUUACUAUUUAUUUAUUUAUCAUUAUUAUUUUUUUUAAAUCCUAGCUCCCUGUUUGCUCUUAGCUGCCCAGAUGCCUCAAGCAUAGGCUGUAAGGCUCCGCUUAUGGAUGUCCAGGCUGAUGCUAUCUUUACACACUGCACCUGGUUCCAUGCAGGAGAGCGGCUUGAUUGGUUGCAAUGCUAAUUUCUGCAAAAUGGGAGCCUGUUGAUACUGCACUGGUGCUAAUACAGCAGGCAGCCCUUCUUCCCUAAUACUGCAGAACGGUGCUAGUUUGUUCCACAAUAGAGAAAUCUCAAGUAUCACCAAGCUGACUUGGUGUUUUGCAGUCGCGGAACUGCAGAUUAAUCUCAAAGCAUUCAUUCUUGUAAUGGGUUAGUAUGGUAGAUAAACCUUACCAAAUAAAUCCCCAGGAGACACUCUGCACUUAUUCAGAAAAAACUAUUCAUCUGUGGAAAUGGAUGCAGUAUAAACUCUGUUUAGGUUUAUUUAGAAAGCAUCCGUUUUCAUCUCAACUAAAUGCUUAUUAACAAUGAAGGAAAAAACUGCUGGUCCUGUAUUGAUUAAAUACUCCACCAUGUGUCAUAUUAUUUUAUGCAUUGUGUAUUUUGAUUAUCACUUUUUAAUGUGAUGUGUCAUAGGAUUUUCCAGAGGUUUUUAUAUAUUUGAAUCUGGUUAUUUCCAAAAUGCUGCUGAAGUACAGCAGCCUGUAUAAUUUGGCUCAUGCAUUAAAAUCAAUUUUUAAAAAUCAUACAUGUCAACCAAUCAGUUGAUUUGUGUCAAGAUGAACCCAAAUUUUACGUAACCUAUAAAUUCAAACUUUAGGUUUCUAAUUUUCUAAUUUAUAGCCACCCAGUCUGACAGCCCGUGCCGGACAACAAAGCAACACAUGGGUGUAAGUUAUGCUUUGUAAUGUAAAUUGAAACCUAACUUUGACCCCGGAGCUUUUUUUUGCGUGAACUUUGUGUUCACCGUGGAUUCUGUUUCUUUUAGCAGCCACUACUCUGUUGGAUACAAAGUUUACUAUGUUUCUGCAGUCUUACUUCACAAUGGAAUGAUGGAAUGGAUGCUGGAAUGACUGUGGCUUUUGCUCAGUUGGAAUUUCUCAGCAUGGCUUGGUCAGGUGUUUCUGAAAGUAAGUCAGUGAGUUGUCAAGGCGAUGCUUGACAUAGGACGUUCCAGGGAAGUGAGAUCAGUUUUAGGGGCUCAGAGAUGUUGAUACAAUAAUUGAGAUGGACCCUUUGACUCUGAAUUGGACAAGCGGUUACAGAAAAUGCAUGGAUGAAUGGAAUUGAGAUGGGGUAAAGUCCACCUCUCACUGAAGCCAAGGAUACACUGAUUAAAUCCAUUAUUUGUCUUUACUGAACUAAUUGCAGUUGACAUCAUUAUAAAGUAAAGAUAAUAUUUCCCUAUGGAGUGAUUUGCACAUGUGGCAUAGAUCUACAGAAAUUGGACUGUGGUCCGCAGAAAUGAAAGCUGAAGAUUUUGACGGAAGUAUAUGGCAGAUAUUUCUAUUGAUGUAAAUUCGCUCUACUUAGAUAUAUGUGGCAACAAAGAGGUGAAAUGCAGUUUAAAGUAUUUUAGAUAUAAGCCAAAUCAGUACAAAGUGCUCCUUUAAGAAGAGAUUUCAUAUAACCUGAACCAAACAUUUCCCAAAAUGACUUUGGUGUGGCAUAUACUGCAUAUCAUGAUAUAUAAGCAAUAUUGAGUAUUAUUUUUUCAGCUUAUUUUUUUCCAAUAUGAAACAGAAACAAAUGUAUACUUGGAAUUAUUUAAUGUACAGAUAAUGUAUUGAUUCAAUGGGUAUCUGAAUUAUACAUAUUCUUUGUGUAUUUAAAGUAUUGUUUACAUAACAUGUAUAAUCACUGUUGUUCAAAACCAUAGCAACAAUAAAAAAGGUCAUUCAAAAAAA